Molecule: messenger RNA, 1189 nt
Organism: Sturnus vulgaris (Common starling)
Lineage: Eukaryota; Metazoa; Chordata; Aves; Passeriformes; Sturnidae
Gene: PLPP5
Product: phospholipid phosphatase 5
Biological process (GO): phospholipid metabolic process; phospholipid dephosphorylation
Cellular component (GO): membrane
Molecular function (GO): phosphatidate phosphatase activity
Source: RefSeq, a predicted model, not a curated record
CGAGGCCGGGCUGCGGGUGCUGCUCCUCGCCACCUUCGGGAUCAUGGAAUUCCUGCCGCCCUUCCAGCGCGUGCUGCAGCCCGAGGAGAUGUGGCUCUACAAAAACCCCUACGUGGAAGCGGACCGUGUUCCCACAGUGCUCAUGUUUUUCAUCGCAUUUCUGUCUCCCUUGGUGCUCAUCAUCCUGGCGAGGCUGUUCAUGGGUGCUGACCACGAGGACACGAGGGAAGCCUGCCUUGCUGCCAGCCUUGCCCUUGCCCUGAACGGGGUUUUCACAAACGCCCUGAAGCUCGUCGUGGGGAGGCCACGGCCUGACUUCUUCUUCCGCUGCUUCCCCGACGGCCGAGCCAACUCGGAGCUGCUGUGCACGGGAGAUGCCCGCAGAGUGACCGAGGGCAGGAAGAGCUUCCCCAGCGGCCACGCUUCCUUUGCCUUUGCUGGUCUUGCCUUCUCUGCCUUCUACCUGGCAGGGAAGCUGCACAGCUUCGUUCCAGGCCGGGGGAGCCGGGCCCUGCGCUUCUGUGCCUUCCUCCUCCCCCUCUUCCUGGCCACCCUCAUCGCCGUGUCCCGCACCUGUGACUACAAGCACCACUGGGAAGAUGUGUUGGUUGGCUCAGUGAUGGGCUUGGUGCUGGCAUACCUGUGCUACAGGCAGUACUACCCUCCCCUGACAGACACCACGUGCCACAAACCAUCCCUGGCCAAGCCCAAGGCGCUGCCGGUGCACGAGGAGAAGCCUCCAGCUCCCAGCUUCCACAUGAGCAUUUAGUGAUGGGGCAGGGCAAGGCUGGGGGAGGCUGCUCAGGAGAAUGCUCCCACGAGGAGGAGCCCCUGGGCAGGUGUUCCCUGCUGAGCUGGUGAGUUCCCUGCCCCGGCCCUUGUGUUGCUUCAUUUCCUUGGAUUUUGUAGGCCAGCCCCUCUUCAGGCCCACUGUGCAGCGAGGGAGGCACUCGAGGUGCCAGCCUGUGCAAAGACACUUGGGGUGUGAAGGUCCUGAACAAGAACUGGGAAAAUGUGACAACCCAGUGUGCCCAGUCUGGUGGGAGUUCUUGUGUCCAGUCCAGGAGCACCAUUGGUCACUUCCCUGCAAUCCAGCCAAGCUGUCCCAGCCCUUCUCCUGGGAAAUGAAGUUCAGGACCUGCCAUUGAGUUUUUCUAACUUCCCAAAUAAAGGAGUUUAAUUUUUGUAA